AUGGCAGACCCCGCAGCUCCACCCGGCGUCACCCUCCGCCCCGCCACCGAAGCCGACGUCCCCGCAAUGCUCGGGCUGAUGGACACCGCCAUCGCCUGGCUCGUCUCCCAGGGCCGAACCGGCCAAUGGGGCGACGGCAAGGAGGCCUCCAUCAGCAACCCGGCCCGCGUCGCCCAGUUCGACGACCUAGCCCGGCCCAACUCGCCCAUCGGCAGCAGCUGGGUCGCCGCGACGGACGCCGGGAUCAUCAUCGGCGCCCUCAGUGUCGGCGCCGCGCCCGACUACGUCCGCCCCGCCGCGGGGCCCGAGCUGUACGUCCGGCUGCUGAUCACGGACCGGGCGUGGAAGGGCCGCGGCCUCGGCGCUUUCCUGGUCGCCAGGGCGCGGGCGCUGGGGCGCGCCGCCGGCGUGCCCGUCCUGCGGGUCGACUGCUACGCCGGCGGGGACGGAAAGCUGGUGCGGUGGUACGAGUCCGUCGGGUUCGAGAGGGUCGAGACCUUCGAGGCGAAGGGGGGCACGUGGCCUGGCCAGGUGCUCGUGAUGCGUCUGGGAGAGGACGGUCUGGGGCAGAGUUGA
Molecule: messenger RNA, 576 nt
Organism: Phialemonium atrogriseum
Lineage: Eukaryota; Fungi; Ascomycota; Sordariomycetes; Cephalothecales; Cephalothecaceae
Product: GNAT family acetyltransferase
Exons: 1
Coding region: 1-576 (191 amino acids)
Molecular function (GO): acyltransferase activity, transferring groups other than amino-acyl groups
Source: RefSeq, a predicted model, not a curated record